CACAGAUAGAAGGUUGACGGUCUAGACGAGAGGGGAAGUAUUCUGUAAUGUCGUAUAGUUUGUUGAAUUUUGUGACAUUUUUUCGCAUAUUUGUAUAUACAUGUAGUAUCACAUAGGAUUAAUCUGUAACUCCACCAAUGUUCAUUAUCUAUUAAACAUAAAGCAGUUCACACCAAGAAUAGUAUUGAACAACUAUAUUGAAGAUGAUAGGACACUAUUAUAGAUAUGUAUUGAUAUCUGACAUAUGAGGUAUACAAAAGCAUAACAAUAUACAAGUAGUAGAUUAAUUAAAUACAAUUAGAUAUGUAGAUAUAAUUUAAAUAUAAUUAGAUAUCUAUAUCUAUAUACAUGUCGAUUGUGUGGUGUUAGGCUAUUGAUGAAAGAGGAAUAUAAUAUUGAUCACUGAGUUUGUGGGAUACUUUAAUUUGUUGAUUGGAAAGUGAUAUUUAUCAAGCAGGUUUCCGAAAUUGCUUAUGUCACACUUUUAAAAAUUAGUUGUUUACAUUGCCUUGACAACCACGUGAAACAGGGUAAUUCAGUAUGUAGGAUAAAUCGUAGUUAAAAGAUACUUUUUGUGAUGUGGAUUUUGAUAAACACAUCAUGGAGUUAAAAGUUUGGGUAGAUGGAAUACAAAGAAUUAUCUGUGGUGUGACGAAUGAGACGACAUGUCAUGAUGUCAUCAUUGCCUUGGCCAAUGCUAUGGGUCAGAUAGGAAGGUUCACGUUAGUUGAGAAAUGGCGUGAUAUCGAGAGACCAUUACCACCACAUGAUUUUCCAGCUUUAGCUUUACAAAAAUGGGGGGAAUAUGCAUCAGAGGUGAAACUUCAUCUGUGUCAGUCGGAUUCAGAAAAGAAAAAAGGGAGCUGCAACAAACAAAGCAAGACUGUGGAUAAAUUCUCUCAUAGCUUUUCUCCUCCAGAACAGUCAGCAGAAACUUCAAGCUCGAUCAAAAGAUCAUCAACUUUCAGUGGUGCUCGUAAUUUAAAUCCCACCCCUAAAUCACAUCAUGAGAAACGUGUAUCAAGAUUACAAUCAAUCACAGAGAAUAAUCAUUCAGAAGGCUUACAUCCCCUCCCUCAUUCUUCUAGUUUUACACGACCAGUUCCUUCGCCAAGGUGUACAUCAUCAUCAAAUCGAACAGUCUCGCCUUUAGACUUAACCUCAGCAAGGAAUAUUCAAAACAAUACUCCAGUUGCAAGUAAAUCUUCCUAUAAUAUAGCGCAUCCUUUACCCAAUCGUCCUUUUCCAAACCAUAAUAUUCAAAAUGGUUUCGCUAAACAGCACCAUUAUUCUAAUCAUGAGCACUUUGUGCCGGAUCAAAGUGAUAUAAAUAAUGCACCAUUUGGUGUUAGAAACAGUAUUGGACGUAGUCGGAGCCCCCGACAUCGGAUUGAUGAUUUGGUCGCCAUUGAACAUACAUUAGAAGAUGGAAAUCAUUCACAUGCUUCUAGUCUAGAAAUUGAGGAGUACGAUUUGGACAGGAAUUUUCCUGAUAUCUUACGUGAUUCUAAUAGAACUGAUCUGCCAUCUGUUCAUACAGAAUAUAUGUUAGAUCACAAUGUAGAAAUAGGGCUUGAUCCUGAACAUGCCAGAUUAGUGAGAUUGGUGACUGCUCAACAAGAUCGUCUCAAAACACAAGAAUCUCAGAUAGAUCAUGUAAAUACAGAAAUUGUGACAUUAGAAGAAAAAGAAAAAGAAUAUGAAGAACAAUUGCAGAAAAUAACGACUGAAUUAUUAAUGUUGGAACAGAGACAGAGGGAAGAGGAAUCAGAAGUUAUACAAUUAGAAUCUGUUUCAAUGGAGGAAAAACUUGUGAAUUCUCAGAAACAAGAACAAGACCUCCAGUUACAAAUUUCUCAAUUGAAAAGCAAAAGACUAAUUUGUGAAAAACAGAUCAAUGACAAUCGAUUUAAAGAAACACAGCUUAAUAAAAAUAUUGCAGACAUCAAAAAUGAGAUUAAAAAUUCUGAAAAGAAGGUUUACGAAGAAGAGCAAGGAUUCAAGGUGGAAAUCAAUCAAUUAAAAGAAAAACAGGCUAUUAAACAAAAAGACUGUGAUACGAUAGAAAGAGAAUUACAAAGUGUAGAUAACGAUUUAAAAACUUUAGAAAGUGUCUAUCAACGAAAAGUGAAAGAAGUAGAUAAGAUAGAGGAGGAAUUAAAAGAAGAAAACUUGAAAAGUUUAGAAGACUUAACUCCACUGGAAUCAACUUCAGAACCUGCCACUACCAAUAAUGGUGAAGCCAUUCUCAAGAUAUUGGAAGGUAGACUAUCACCAAGGCCUGGUACUACUUCCAGCAAGCUCAACACGCCUCAAGUCUUUAUAAACUCUCUCUCUACUAAAAACCCUAAUGGUGUGUGGGUUUAAAACUUGUAUAAAUGUACCUGUGAUUUUUCACUCUAUUUUUUUUUUGAUGCAGUAAUUACUAAUACACGUUUACAAUGCUGUUCAAGUAAUGUUAUACAUGUAUAACUUCAUAUAGCCCCAUAUUCACAUUUAAGGCCUGUGUGUACCAUGGAUUAUUUGUCGUCGACAGCCCAGAACAGUCACAUGUUUAGACAGAAGUUUUUUUGUUUUUUUGGGGGGUUUUGGGUUAUUUUUUUUUAAAGACAGCAGUGAUAUUAACAUAUACAAGAAAUCCACAUCACUAUUAUUAUUAUUACAUGGUAAUAUCUUUUUAGAGCCUCUGGUCAUGAUUAGAGUAAUGUAGGAAUCCCUUGCAAAAUACGAUGUAAAAAUCCCUUGCAAACUACAGUGUUGUAAAAUGUUAAUCUCGAACGGGACUAUCAGUCAGAAAAUGGUUCAGUACCUACAAAGAUAUGAUGAACAGAAAUGCCAUCGCUGCCCACUAUGUAAAUGGUACAUGUUAAGUUUUCUCUCUUCUCACUUGUUUUUCCUUGACAGACUCGGUCAACAACACAGGUCAACAAUUGAAGUUUAUCUUUCCACCAUUUUGCAAUCUACUUAGGCUAUUUUGUUUUCUUAAUUAACUGUUAAAUAAUCAAUCUGAGUACAUAAUAGCUCAAUGGAUUAAUUAAAAUCAUGCAAGUUACUUUAAGUGUUCACCCAAACAAUGAUUGAUCUAUACAAAAUUAAACAUGAUCUCCUCGGGCUUUUACAAACAAUCUCCAUUAUAAAAUCGUGCAUUUUGAUUAUAGCUCUAUUAUUAAUUAUGACCCUCAUAUAGCAUAAUCCUGGAGGAUUAGUUACUGGCAAGUAGUGAACCUGUAAAUGUAUGAUGUAGCAUGAAGGUAUGAAGAAACAAGAGGGACAACUGUUGGGUUGUACAAUUUUAAAACAGAGCAAUGAUUAUUUGUCUGAUGAAAAUCACAACAAAUAGACUUUGUUGUGCACAGACAGGCCUUUAGAAAUAUUAUUGUACCCAUUGGAUGGUUGUCAUUGUUAAAUUAUUGUGAAAGUAUUCACAACAUCUACUUUUUAGAAUUAAGGCCACAUCCAAAAAAAUUUCUGUUAGUGGGGAAUUGUUUUUAAAAGUCUACAAGAGAGAGAGCCCCCUUUUUUUCAGCAGUAUAAUUAAAAAAUAUAAAUAUGAUGUGGUAAUUUUCUUUUGAUUUCAAAAUAAGAAAUUGCCAACUGUAUAGCUAAUAGGUUCUCAAACUCAUAGCGUGAGGCUGUCACUAAUGUGAGGAAUGGUUUAGAAUUAGUUUUGAAUGUUCUCUUCUUUUGCAUAUUUGAUUAAGAUGGUGGCUCAACCAGGAUGUCCCAGCUUUAAUCUCGGUGUUGGCCGACAAAGUUCCUUAAGAUAUUCCUGUGUGGUUUCACCCUUGUCAGUGGUGCAGGACAAAGGGCCUUUGACAGUUGUAAUUUGAAAUACAUGUAAGAGUAGGCUGUAGUGUUGUUGUCCGGGCCAAAUUUCCCUCAUGGCACAUUGCAUGGCGUAUGCCUGUCUUGAUUAGCAUGAAUGGAACAGGAAAGUAUUAUGUUAAACCUUAUUUCAUAUCAGUUUAUCGAGUAGCGCCAAACAGCGUUAUGGGCUUUAUGAUUGACAUGAGUACAUACCCUUUUUAUACGACCACAUUGAAAUGUGGUUGUAUAUUGUCAUCACCCCCAUUUGUCCGUCAAACCGGCAUCCACAAUUGUUAAAGUCGGUAUUCGAUUCACAUUAAAUUAAUACACGGUGUUUAAGGUUUCUGAUAAAUACUGCCAGAGUUAUGGAACUUGAUCACUUUGAGAAAUCUUGUGAACACUCUAGAAGAUAAAGUUAACAUCCGAUUGACUUCAAAUUCAUACACAGUGUUUAAUGAUUUCUGAUUAUGACUUAAUGGGUUAUUUCCGGUACUCGUAAUCAGAUUUUAGUUUGUUUUAAAUGUUUUGAUUACUGACAAAGAAAAAAUAUGUGACAACCCUUGUUGACUGCCCGGACAACAUAGCCUGGCAGCCUAUCUUUUAUGGUGUUUUUCAGCAUCUAAGCCUAUCAUUAUACAAGCAUUAAUUAAAAGAAUGGUAUGAUAUAUGUGCAUACAUAAAAAAACAGCCUCUAUAUAACAACUUUGCCUGCUUUUUGAAAUACAUGUAGUAAAAUUUUACAUUCCAUUCCAUUCCAACAACAGAUAUGUUAUUAUUCUUGCCAAGAUCAAUUUCCUGUAAUAUCAGGUUUUUUCUAGAAAUAAUUUAUCUUCUUGAUAUUUCCAUACUAAGCUUUAUUUUAUUCUCAGGUUGAUUAAAUGAAAAACCAUAGAUUUAUUAAUUUUGUAUGAAAGUUAUAUGUUUUCAGUGCUUUUCCUUUGGAGUUCACAAGGCUCUGUUUGUUUCAAAUAUUAUUGUACAUAACUUUUGUUCAAUUAGCUUUCAUUAAUAUUACAGGGGACAAUUAAAAUGGGUCUGUCGGUCAGUCACACUUUUUGGGACACACUAAAAUGUUCAAACUUGGGGUAGGUAUUUAUUAGAUGAAUGUCUGGACUGGGUUUGAAGAUGAACAUUUUCUGCUUAGUCUAAGCAGAGAUAAGCAAUUUGAUUGGAUGAGACUUUUGGACACGAUAACUUUGAUUCUAUUUUAGGAAGAGUGAAGAAACUUAGUGUAUAGUUUCACUACAUCAAUACCGUGACUUAAGUUCGAUCAUGAUCAUUUUAUGCCUUGGCUAAGUACACAUAAAGAUAAAUUUUUGCAAUUAAUUACAUGUCUUAUCUAUUUAUUGUGAACACAAUAUAAUUGAUUUUUUUAUAUAUCUUUUCUGAAUUAUUAACAUUAUUUUUAUACCCCAACAUUGAAAAGUGAUUGUUGUCACCCUGACUGUCCAUCCAUGGGUGGGGGGUAGGAUGGCUGAAUAGUUAGCGUGUGCGCAUUUUAUCGUAAGGUCUGUAAUUGAGUCAACUGCCAUGGUUUCACUUCCCUGGUUGUAAGUGACAAGGAGUAGGGUCGCCGGUCCUUCCCCUGCUGAAAGACCCCUACACGCAAUGGAAUUAUUGAAAUAAAAUUGAACCAUGUGUUAAUCCCGAAAUGACCUACAUGUAGUUUGUGUCGAGUGGACCUCUUCUCUCUCUCUCCCCCCCCCCCUCCCGGGGUGGGGCAGCCACAAUUGCUUGUGGAUACUCAAGAUACAAUUGACUUUAAAUUUAUACACAGUGUUUAAAGUCAUGAGACGGAGAAGUCUAUUGAUUUUCAGUGAUUUCCGAUAAUUACUGCCAGAGAUAUGCCCCUUGAUCACUUUCAAAACUGUUGUGGACACUAUGAAGGCUAGUUAUCAUCUGAUUGACUUCAAAUUUAUACAUAUUGGUUACGGUCAUUAGACAAGGAAGCCUAUUGAUUUUCUAUAAUUUCUGCAGAGUUUUAGCCUAGAGGCUAAAGUUAGUAUCUGAUUGACUUCAAAUUCAUACACAUCAGUUAAGGUUAUAAGACGAUGAAAGUUAAUAGUUUUCAGUGAUCUCCGAUAAUUAGUGACAGAGUUAUGCCCUUUGAUGACUUUAAAAACUCUUGUGCACAUUGUGAAGGCUAAUGUUAACAUCCGAUGGACUUCAAAUUUAUACAUAUUGGUCAAGGUCAUGAAACGAGGAAACCUGUUGAUUUUCAACGAUUUCCAGUAAUUACUGCCAGAGUUAAAGCCCUUGAUCACUUUGACUUUAAUAUUAAACACAGUGUUUACGGUUAUCCAAUUGACUUUAAUAUUAUACACAGUGUUUAACUUUUUAAGUCAUGAGAAAUGAAUAUGUCUGUUGAUUUUCAGCAUUAUUGCUCUUGAUCACUUGGUUAGAAAAAUCUUGUGGGCACUCUCCAGACCAAUGUUUAAGGUCAUGAGACAACAAAGCCUAUAGAUUUUCAAUGAUUUCAGAUAAUUCUGCUGGAGUUAUGGACCUUGAUCACUUUGAAAAUUUUGUAGACGCUCCAGAGACCAAAUUUAUUAUCCGAUUGACUUUAAAUUUAUUUGCAGUGUUUAAGGUCAUGGAACAACGAAGCCUGUUGAUUUUCCAUGGUUUCUAAUAAAUAUAGCCAGCAUUAUGGUUCUUGAUUUUCAACGAUAUUUAAUAAAUAGAAAACCUAAGUUCAUGAUAUUACUUGUUUUGUAUAAUUAACGUUAGUAUGGGGCAGAACUAGAAGCCAGACAAAUUCUAAUAAUUUCUGAUAAUUACUUAAUGGGAUAUUACUCUUAAUCAUUUUCUACUAGUGUGUUGUAAAUCUUUUCAUUAUCGACAAAAGAAAAAAUAUGCUACAAACCCUUGUUGACUGCUUGGAUGACUUAGCUGCCCUGGGCAUAAUAUGUACUUGCCUGGCAACCUAUAUUAUCUUUAUUUUAUAUUUCUAAGGAAAUGUAUAUAACUACAUGUACUUGUUAAUCUGAUCAUAUUUAUUUUCACAAAUAUAAAUAUUUUCCUGAUUUUGUGUGUGAUUGCUUAUGUUUUGGGAAAGAAAUUAUUGCAAAAAAAAUAUUUUUUAUGUUUAAAAAUAUUUAAUUUGCAGAUAGACAUACAUGUAAGUGAAGCACUGGGAAAAUUGAAAUCAGUGAAAUUCAAAUAAAUUUAUCUUUAUAAUUUAUUGUCUUAAUUGACAUGAACUGAUAUUUUCCAGUCUACAUGGAUUAGGUUAGGUCCUAUUACUAUAUUUUUCUGUUUAUACUUCUGUGUUUAUAUAGUGCUAUUAAUUUGUAUGUUAAACUAUGUCAUCGUAAAGAGUUUGAUUUAUUUAUAGACUUAUUAUGAAGUAUGUAAAUUAGAAUUGCGACCAGAGCUUAUGAUUUAUUUUUUAUGGAUGUGGUGAUGACUAGAGAGUAAGUAGCUAGAACUAUUUUCUUGUUGCUUCUCUUAAUGUCAAGAAUACAAACUCAACUUUAUUUCAUGAAGGGUUGUGUGCAAUGCAAAUAGCAAACACAUAAUGAUGAAUAAAAUAUUGAAAUAUGUAAAA
This is a messenger RNA of Patella vulgata (common limpet), 7354 nucleotides long. RefSeq lists its product as uncharacterized. Gene Ontology annotation, biological process: signal transduction. Bases 601 to 2367 code for a protein of 588 amino acids. The transcript is spliced from 4 exons. Lineage: Eukaryota; Metazoa; Mollusca; Gastropoda; Patellidae. The record is from RefSeq and is a predicted model, not a curated record.